This is a messenger RNA of Blepharisma stoltei, 1266 nucleotides long. Lineage: Eukaryota; Ciliophora; Heterotrichea; Heterotrichida; Blepharismidae. The record is from the annotation of a GenBank genome assembly.
AUGAGCACCACAUUUAACAACCAAACUCCAGCCCAGCAGCGUCCUUCAAAUGUACAAAGCUAUCUCAAAAAAUUGAAAAGCCAAAAUGCUGUUGCAAGAUUCAUGUCAAACUUUACAAAACGAUGGUUUGUCUUAGAUUUCGACGAAGACUGUUUUUAUUAUACCCCAAACGCAAAUAAAAAGAAAGCAGAGCGCACACACAGUAUCAAAGAUUUGAUUUCUUUUGAAGCAGAUCCAAAAUUUCUAGAGCAAUGCGACUGAAAAUUUGCGUUUACUGUUGAAUUCCCCUCAAGAAAGUAUACAUUAUACGCUGAAACUAAAGAAAUUUAUGACAGCUGGUGCCAAGCAUUCAAAAUUUUAGCAAAGCCUAAAGAAGGUAACUCAGAUGAAUGCUCAACUUUAUCAAGUGACUUGAGCAGAAAAACAGCAUCUCUUGACAUUCAAGCUAGACAAGAAGACUCUCCAGCUCAACAAACCAAGCCGCCAGAAGAUAGUUCUUGCUUUUCCCCUCGUUUCGGUGUCGAACCCUUACAAGAAAACAAAGCUAUUAAAGACCCAACCCCUGAAGCUAGCCCAGCACCUAAAAUUUCUCCUGCCAAAAAAUCCUCAGAUCGCAAACUGCCAUCCAAUCCUGAGCCUUCCUCCAAGGACACUGUAUUAGUAUUCAAGCCAAGGUCUUCUAAAGAAGAUGUAAAUCAAAUCAAACGAGAAAGAAUUAGCACUUUUACCGAAACUAAAAGGGAGCCAGCUUUGCAAUCUGAAAAUGUACAUAAAGAGUUUACUAUGAGCUCUACAAUAAAUUGGGCAGAACAGUCAUAUGUCAGAAAAGAUUCUUUUAGAGAAACUUUUAAUCAGCCAGCAGGUAUGCUGGAUUUAUUGUCUGAUAUGGAUCAAUUAGGAUUGGAAGAGGUAAAGCAAGCAAGCACUUUGAGGAGAAGAGAAUUUUCUGCUCCAAGACCUAGGCCAAGCCAAGAUAAUGUGAUUGUUAGCAAAGCUGACUUGAGCAGCAACAAUGCUAAUCAAACAAGCACUCAAAGACAUAAGCACUCGACAUCAAAGGAUCAAGGGAAAAAGAUGAUGAAAACUGAUAUAAUUGAUAGGAAACAGUUUACCUUUAUUAGAGACACUAAAAGCAAGAACCAAGAAAAUGGGCCAACGUUGCGUGGACCUAUCUAUGGGCAUCAUGCUCCGACUUAUAAAGAGCAAACUAUUCCUGCUAAUAAAGCUCAGGGGUGUGAUAAAAAUUGGGAUUCGUGGGAUGAUUAG